CAUCAAAAUCAAAAUUAGAAAAUUAAUCAUAAAUUUAUACUCUUUAUUUUUUAAAAUCAAAAUAAACAUCCAUAUGUAGAGUGUAGACUCGUCCAAAUCUUUUUUCUUUUACUAUACUUUGGCUUCCUUCCAAAUCGUCCAAUCGACAUACAAUUCCUUUCAUCGGUGUUCUUCCAAAUACAACCUCUGCUAUUGACAGAUACUUGGCAAGGAAAAAACUUGAGAUAGUCAAGGCAAAGCCCCUCCUUUUGCUCUAGUAGCUUUUGAUUAUAGAGAUCAAGUCCUGCCAACAAAUUUCUGAUUGUUGACCAUUAAUGCGGGAAAAUUUAUUUAAGUCUGAAAGGUGAUUUACUUGUGGUGUGGGUAUUUUAUAAGACAUGGCAGAGGUUCGGAGUUCCGGGAAAUCAAUUGAUCAGUUGUUGGAAAAGGUUCUGUGUAUGAACAUUCUUUCUUCCGAUUAUUUUAGAGACCUUUUGAGGCUGAAGACAUAUCAUGAAGUGAUUGAUGAAAUUUACAAUCAAGUUGAUCAUGUGGAACCAUGGAUGACUGGAAAUUGCCGUGGUCCUUCAACAGCAUUCUGCCUUCUGUAUAAGUUUUUUACAAUGAAACUCACUGUCAAACAAAUGCAUGGCCUUUUGAAGCACGUUGAUUCACCAUAUAUCAGAGCCGUGGGAUUCCUAUAUUUGAGAUAUCAUGCAGAUCCAAAGACAUUAUGGAGUUGGUAUGAGCCAUAUCUUAAAGAUGAUGAGGAAUUCUCUCCUGGAUCUAGUGGUAAAAUGACCACUAUGGGUGUCUAUGUGCGUGACUUGCUACUGGGACAGGUAAGGUGCCAAAUCAUUUAUUCGAUAACUACUAUGUAGUUUUAUUUGUUUUGGUUUUCCACAUGUACUGCUUCGAAUUCCAGACGACCACAUCCUUGCACAUUCAAUUGUCUAUGAUUGCUGUUGAUGUAUACCUCUCUUCAUGAGUGCUUUAACUGAACAUCUGAACUCAAUCGUUCCCAAUUGGUUCUGUUACUUCUUUAUACUAUUUGCCAAUAUGCGUCCACUGUUUCUGAAGGUCAAGGCAAGAGUCUAUGCUCCACAUGCAUUCUACACUCAGGCAGACCCUAGCCCUAACCGUGCCACACUUUUAUGCAUGAUUGACCUGACCUUGUAGAGUAUUUUUAAGUUUUAAUACUUGGUAUUUAAAAGAAUUGUAUUGGGGAAAGAGCACGGCAGCACGCAUCAUGCGAAAGUUGAGCAAUCAUCUACAUUGUUCCACCCAUAAAGAAUGCAGUGCAGUAAAAUUUCAGUCAGCUUUUAUUUGAUACUAACCAUGUGUUUGAGUCUUGGUGCUAUAUGUGCACAGUUAUCACAUAAGACGUUUUUCCAAUUCUAGGGUGUAUAAUAAUCUUUCUUUUGGCCUUAGUCAUUCCUUUAAAACAUUUAUUUUUGUAAUCAUGGUGCGGCUCUUUGUGUGUGUGUGAAGUGUUCAUGCGUAUAAGAGGAUUAAGGGCUACCAUCGGAAGUCCUUGGAUCUCACGUCGAAUGUGGAUUGUGUGUUUCUUUUUUAUCAUGGUAUCGCCUAGGCGUCUCCAAAGUUGGAGAAGGUCAUCAUUGUAGUUCAACUCACCAGAUAUAAGAAAGGCAUCGUUUUGCAUUGUUGAGGCGACAACGAGGCUUCAUGGUGAUGCAAAAGUCCUUGUUUUUUUGUCAAAUAAGUCUACCAACUCUGUUUUUGCCAUUUAAAUUUACAAUAGCAUCCGAACCAGUAAAAACAAUAACACCGGAGAUCAACACGCUUCACGAGUCGCGUAAGGUUAGACACUUAGACGGUCAUGUUUUCGGAUUUGCUUUUUUGUUUUUUUGUCUUGUUGCACGGUUAACUGCGACAUUAAGUGCCACAGUUUUUUUUACUCAUGCAAUCAUUUAUGUUAUGGUACUUACAUAUCUACUCUCUACGGAAAAAUAGCUGAUUAGAUGAUAAUGAUGUUGUUGCGAUUGGUUUCAAUGUUUUUUUCUACAGUUGAAAAUUUGUUUUCCAAUGGAAAUGGGUUCAGACUGUGAUUCCAAUAGUUUUUUGUUAUGGUUUAUGAAUUACAAUACAUUUUAUAUUUAUAUGAAUGUUACUAUAACAUUUAUGACUUAUUGCAUAGUCAACUAGGUGUCCUGAUGGUUUGUUGGUGCCGCGCCUCGUUUUGGUGCCGUGAUAACUAUGGUGCGUGUGAGAGUUACAUGGGAUGGCGUUUACUCUAAAUAAUGGGCUUUUUGAGAUAAGUCCGGCCCCUUCACUGAUUGUAUGUGUGUGCAUGUCUAUGUGUUACUCCAUAAAAAAGAUUUUUGUCAGACUUAAAUUCGUAAAAUAGUUUACAUGUAAAUUUUUGUUCCAAGAUACUAAUACUAUUAUAACUGCAAAGUAAUGAUGACCUCUUUGCAAGGAUUUGCAUUCAUUGAUACUACUUUUCAACAAAAAAGUACUGUAUUAACUGAAGUAUAGAAUUGGUUCUUGUUUAUCACAAAACUGAAUGGAAUUCUUAAAAUUGAGUUGGCUAGCUAAUGGAGGAUUGAAGAUCAUUAGUUAGUUCCCUUUGCCCUGGCCUAGGAAAUGGUGUUACUCAACAUUACUGGCUGAAUUCUGUAUGAGGAAUUUUGUGUGUUCGGAUGGUGAUACAGUAUAUAGCCAAUUAAACUAGGUAAUGCUAAUUCGGAAAUGAUUGGUUAGUGGAUCCUUUUGCAGUGACACUGCAAACCUCACCGGUAAAGUUCUGAACCAUGGUUUUGCUAAUUUUCAUUUAUGAUUAUGCUCUACUGCGUAUAAGCUGUCAUGUUUACCAAUAUGUUCAUUAUGCCUUUGAAAAGCUUGGGCCCUGUUUGUGAUUGUCUUUGGGAACAAAAAAGUGAUUCUUAGCCAAAAUGAUAAUUUUACCCUUAAAAAUUAGUUUGCAUCUAAACGCCAUCUUUUGUAUUUUUAAGGGUAAAAUUGUCAAUUCAUCAUUAAUGGGGGUGGAUUUAGCCAAAAUGAGAGUGGAUUUAGCAACACCCAACAAAUAAUUGAUUAUCUAAGUAAAAAAGUAUACUUGGUACUGUUUGCAAAUGUAAGUAUAAAAGUAUUAGUUUCUGCAAAACCAAAAUUGAGUGUUUGCCAACCAAAAUUACUAGUGUUUUACUAAUGAGCAUUAAACAUAAUUAGCCCUAUAAAGUAAAAUGAAAAAAUGUUGGUGAAGACAAAAAACUGCAUAAAAUGAGCAAAUAAGAUAAGCAGGUAGCUACUUGCUUUUGGCACAUGGAGAUUUUCGUGGCUCCAAAAUAUGUUCAGCUAAGCCAUUUAUUUCCAAUCACCAAGAAUACAAAGAAAACUUAAAACCAGUACUCUCCCGUUUGGAAAUGUUCUUCUCUCUUUCGUUUUUGGACCACCCAAGAAUUUUCCUCUAAUUUCGUUAUUCGGCAAAUUAUUUUGUAUGAAAUGUCUUAUUUAACCUUUACAUAUUUCCCCACCCAUCCUCAUUACUCCCCAUCAACCCUAGAAUUACUCCACCACCACCACCUUCUUCCUUCAAUUCUUUUUUGGGUGGCAUUCUGAUAUCGACAGACCUACUCCUUAGCAGUGCUCCAUACAGGGAAAUGAUGUUCAAACGGUGUUUUGGAUGGGCAUGUCGGUGUUUUGAACAGCGGCUGAGACCUGAAGCUCCAGCAGGCAGCAGCAGUGGACGAUCAAUAGACUUUUAGGGACAAAUAGUGUAGUUAUGGAAAGUCAAUACAAUUUUCAACCCUCCUAAGUGUGCCCAGUCAACUUGAGAAGAAAAUUCCCUGAUGGAGGGAGUAAGAAGCAGAGAUUUUAAUUUUUUUAAUACACUCCCAACAUGCAUCUUGUAACUCUUAAAAUAAUAGAACCAACCAUUGGUUGCUGUCAACCACCUUGAAGGGAAUCUUAGAUUGCUAUGUAUGCUGGUAUUUAGUUCUCCCAUUAGCACCUUUAACUUCAUUAAUGCACUUACUACAUUUGAUCUAGAAUUAAUCUUUUACCAUAUGAAGAGCCUUUGAGUAGUCUGAUGAUGAUGACAAGAUUUAGAUGAUGGAACUGUGCUGAAAUGUUCGUUUGGCAGUGAAUUCUGAUUUAUGUCUCAUUGAAUUUACUUUUUCAUUUAUUGUGAUUAUGAGUUUAUUUUUUAAAGAAGGCAUUCUUUUAAAAAUGAUGCAUACUCAUUUUUAUCCUGAAUCUUGAUUCUGCUAAAAAAAUUAUCUCUUCACAGAAAGAUUCUCUAUAAUUUUUCUUCUUUUUUUGAACUGUCAAGUUGACAAGGAAAUGAGGGAACAACAUCUGGCUAUUUGUAAGGGCAGUACUGGCCUCUCAUUCUGCAGUUUGACCAGUAAAACCUUGUUACGUGCCUCUUUUUUCUGUUGUGCAUUCCAUUUUUAUUCUUCUCCCAACUAAUUCAAUCCUCAAAAUGUAGAAUACAUUAACUAUUUUACGUUGUUUUGUUUGUGUAAAAAAUUACUAAUGUUUGCUCUGUAUAUGUAAAUUCUGACUGAAGUGAACUUUUUUUUUGCGUGUUUGAUUGCAGUACUACUUUGAUACGCUGUUGCCUCGCAUCCCAGUCCCUGUAAUGCGCACAAUCGUAUCAAAUCUCGAGAACAUGAAGUUUCCCACCAAACCCUCUGGUUCAACAGGGGAUUCCAGUCGCGGGUCGGAAGAAACAGCUCGCCGGCCUCCAUCAGUCAAAGCUUCACUCUCAGUCUCUUUUGGCCAGCGUGCCCCACACCGUGCAUCCACCAGAGAUUCAUCCCCCAUUCGCCGCACGCUGACAUCACCUCCCUAUGAUGAUGCAAGACGGUCUCCCAGUUACCGUCGCAGUCAAAGCCGCGACCGAGAAGGGGACCGCGAGAGGGAGAGGGGCAGUAGGGAUCGAGAUAGAGAUAGGGAUAGAGAUAGAGAGAGGAGGUAUGAUUAUGAUAGAGAGAGGGAGAGGGGAAGAAGGUACGACGACUAUGAUAGAGAGAGGGAAAGGAGAAGUAGAAGGGAUCGCGAGAGGAGCAGGAGCAGGAGCAAGAGUCAUGGUCGGCGAAGUCCGGCAAGAGAUGAUGUCAGCAAAGACAAGAAGACAUCUCAUGUGUCUAGCAAUCUGGCAAAGCUUAAAGACAUCUAUGGUGACUUGAGUAGCAGCCAGAAGGAGAAUGGGAACUAUGAUAGUGAGGCUCCAAGGGGUGGCGGCACCGGGGCCGAGGAGGUUAUCCGGCUUGGCGGUUCUUCUUGGAGAUAGAAAACAGAAGUGCUCAAUGAUGUGUGGUUUUAUGGUGACCAGCAUCUGCUUUAUAUUGUCAUUCUGCAAUGGCUGCAGCCUUGUGAUGUAUUAUAUUAUAGACCAAGCUACCAUUUCCAUUGUUAUUUCUGUUGGAUGGGGAUAUUUGUUUGUUUAACUUUCAAAGGCUCAUUUGAUUCACACUACUGUAUGAGAUGAGAUUGUAUUUGCACUACAUACUAUGAAUUGCCAACAGUUGUGAUAGCUUGACUAAAGCUGCAAUGACCCC
Molecule: messenger RNA, 5507 nt
Organism: Cuscuta campestris
Lineage: Eukaryota; Viridiplantae; Streptophyta; Magnoliopsida; Solanales; Convolvulaceae
Source: the annotation of a GenBank genome assembly